Colius striatus (speckled mousebird) is the source of this 3672-nucleotide messenger RNA. RefSeq names its product 24-dehydrocholesterol reductase (gene DHCR24). Gene Ontology annotation, biological process: steroid metabolic process. Gene Ontology annotation, cellular component: membrane; cytoplasm. The record is from RefSeq and is a predicted model, not a curated record. NCBI's taxonomy places the organism in Eukaryota, Metazoa, Chordata, Aves, Coliiformes, Coliidae. Bases 48 to 1598 code for a protein of 516 amino acids. The transcript has 9 exons. Gene Ontology annotation, molecular function: Delta24(24-1) sterol reductase activity; FAD binding.
GCGGGGGGCCGGCGGCCGUGAGGGAGCGCGGGCGGGCGGCGGGCGCCAUGUCGCCGGUGUGGUCGCUGGGCGCGGGGCUGCUGCUGCUGCUGCUGUGGGUGCGGCACCGCGGGCUGGAGGCCGUGCUGGUGCACCACCGCUGGAUCUUCGUCUGCCUCUUCCUCCUCCCGCUCUCCAUCCUCUUCGACAUCUACUACCAGCUGCGCGCCUGGGCCGUCUGGCGCCUCCACAGCGCGCCGCGGCAGCACGCGCAGCGCGUCCGGCACAUCCAGGCGCAGGUUCGGGAGUGGAAAAAUGAAGGCAGCAAAAGAUAUAUGUGCACCGGCCGGCCCGGCUGGCUGACUGUAUCACUGCGUGUUGGGAAGUAUAAGAAGAUCCAUAAGAACAUCAUGAUCAACUUAAUGGAUGUUCUGGAAGUGGACAGUGAAAGACAGGUUGUUCGUGUGGAGCCUUUGGUGACCAUGGGCCAGCUGACUGCACACCUCAAUCCCAUGGGCUGGACUAUUCCCGUGGUACCGGAGCUCGAUGAUCUCACCGUAGGUGGCCUAAUCAUGGGAACUGGCAUUGAGUCUUCAUCCCAUAUCUAUGGACUUUUUCAGCACACCUGUGUGGCCUAUGAACUUGUUCUUGCUGAUGGAAGCCUUGUGAGAUGUUCCCCAACUGAAAACUCAGACCUAUUUUAUGCAGUGCCUUGGUCUUGUGGUACUCUGGGUUUCCUGGUUGCAGCAGAAAUAAAAAUGAUUCCUGCCAAGAAAUAUGUCAAAAUACAUUAUGAGCCCGUGAGAGGACUGCAGAAGAUAUGUGAGAAGUUCACUGAAGAAUCUAAGAAAAAGGAGAAUAGUUUUGUGGAAGGACUUGUGUAUUCUUUGGAUGAAGCAGUCAUCAUGACAGGCGUCUUGACUGAUGAAGCUGAGCAAAGCAAGAUAAACAGAAUUGGCAACUACUACAAGCCCUGGUUCUUUAAGCAUGUGGAGAAGUAUUUGAAAGCUGACAGGACUGGAACAGAAUACAUUCCCUCGAGACACUAUUACCAUAGACAUACACGCAGUAUCUUCUGGGAAUUACAAGACAUCAUUCCAUUUGGCAAUAACCCCGUUUUCCGUUACCUCUUUGGCUGGAUGGUUCCUCCAAAAAUCUCUUUGUUAAAGCUCACCCAAGGAGAAGCUAUUCGAAAGCUGUACGAGCAACACCAUGUUGUCCAGGACAUGCUGGUUCCAAUGAAGAGCCUUGAAAAAUCUAUCCAAACCUUCCAUGUUGACCUUAAUGUGUACCCUCUUUGGUUAUGUCCUUUCAUCUUGCCCAAUAAUCCUGGUAUGGUCCACCCAAAAGGGGAUGAAGCAGAACUCUACGUGGAUAUAGGAGCUUAUGGAGAGCCCAAGAGGAAACAGUUUGAAGCCAGGGCUUCAAUGAGACAAAUGGAGAAGUUUGUAAGGAGUGUGCAUGGUUUCCAGAUGCUGUAUGCAGAUUGCUAUAUGACCCGUGAGGAGUUCUGGGAUAUGUUUGAUGGCUCAUUAUACCACAAGCUGAGGGAGCAAAUGAAUUGCAAGGAUGCUUUUCCAGAAGUGUAUGACAAAAUCUGCAAAGCUGCAAGGCACUGAGCCUGGAUGAUCUAGUCAAGCAAUCAGGGAAAGAUGGAUUUACCUAUAUAGAUAGUCAGUAUUUCCUUUAAAAAAGAAAAAAACAAGCUUUAUUGCUCUCCAAAUAAGCUCAUUCUUGUUGAUGUUACAAGGUAUGAAUUCCUGCUUUAUACAUUUUACGUUGAGUAUUUCUUCCUAUGUUUUCAAACCUGUUUUCCAAACUCAAAAGUGAUUGUUUUUAAGGAAUCUGAAGUGCUAGCCUUUGCAUCUAAUGUAGUAACAUGGGUGAGUUCACCUGUCUCCAAGCAUAAGAAAAAUAAUGGGAAAGGAUGGAGAACCUGGAGUUACACCAGCUGUUCUGUAGCUAUAUUUAAUGUGACUUUUGAAGAUGGUAGGGAGAGCUCAGAAAUAGGUGCCAAAGCUAAAUGUGUUGUCAAAUUGAUCACGAUGUUAAAAAACAUUUGCCUCCAGUUGGUAACCUGAGGGACGUGGUGCCGUGACCUUCUGGCUGUGGCACGCUGCUUGGGUUCGGGUGGUGCUGUGCUUCUUGCUGCUCCCAGCCCUGACCUCCACAGAGCUGGGCAGCUCCCCAACAGUGGCUUCAGUUUCAAAGCUGAGCAUUGAGGUGUGAAGAAAAUGCUUUUUACUUGUGCCUAUCAGGUGUGUAUUGAUUUUGAUGACAAAGUGUAAGUGAGUGUAGGGUUUAGGUACUUUGUGAUUGGCUGACAGUGCAUUGGGGUUUUGCCCUAAGAUACCAGUGUUCAUACAGCGCUGAAAAAUUUGCUGCUGUUUCCUGUAGCCAAGUUUUUGUUUCCGUUUUUACUGGAUGUGGGUCAGUUUAUUUGGGUUUUGAGAUUGUGGGUUUUUUCCUGGGGGGAGGGGAGUUGGUCGUUGCUUAAUUUUAGUGCCUUAUGAAAACCCAGUUGGAGGAAGAGGUGGGUUAUUCCAGAGUGUUCUGUCCUGGCUGGUAGGAAAAGGAAGUGAAGGCUGUGUUUACACAAGAUAUGUUAGAGCAAGUGGCUCUGGCUAAGAACUCUUGCUAUGUAUCUUGAUGCAGACAGGCUUUGAUUCUGACUCCAGGGACAUUUUUGCUUUUGGUUGUAGCUGGAUGAGGUGGAUAGGCUUUGUAAAAGGACUGUUUCAGCCACCUGGAGAGGAAAUGGACAGCGAGUGCUGUUCAGUUCCCCUCUGCUGGGAGAAGGGCACAGUCCAGUGCUUCCUACAGUCAGACCGGGAACUGUGGAAACCUUUUGACACUGUAGCCAGACACACAGUUCCAAACCACCGCCCUGUCUCGCCCAGACAGUACUUAACAUUGUUACUUGAAACCUUACUGAGCUUGGGGUAAAAAAAGGUCAUUUUCUCAAGGCUUCUGUCAGGGGGCAACACAAAGAACUUUGUAACAGCGGGGAGAGGCAUUGUCAUUUCUAUGUGAGCGCUAAACCAAUGAUUUUAUUUAUUGAUGGAUGUAAAUGGUCCAGAUGAAACCAAUGACAAAGCAGUAAGCAGACUAAGCUUGGCCUGUUACUCAGUGAUACAUGCUGGGCAAAUUGUGUGCAAAUAAGGUGCCCCACAAAGCCCAUUUUGGGGGCCUGGUAGCAGGAGCAGCCUGCCCAGGGGAGAGCAGCCCGUGCAGAGAGCCUGCAGUGCUGCCUGGGGCCUGGACUGGGGCUGUCAGUGAUCCAGGGGUGGCUGCCUACCCUGCCAGGCUGCAGGGACACAGGAGGGCAGGCCCUGGCUCUGGGAGUCUGAGCCCUUCCCUUCUCCCUGGGGCAAAGCUACGAUUCAGCCCACUGCUUGUGAAAUGAUCUGCACUGAGCAAGAGUGGGUUUGGUUAGCUGCUAAAGGGCAGUGAGGAUGUGCAAACACUUUUACUUAGGUUGUGUUUCUCUCACUUAUGUGCUGAAGAUCUUUAGGUAUGCACUGUAUUUGGAGUUUUUUUUCCACUCCUUAAUUUAUUGGCAAACUUUAUCUGGCAUGAUGGAGUACUGUAACUGUAUCAGUCACACACAUGCACACACAUCAUUGCUGUUGCUCUUAAUUUUGGGUUGUACAGGCUAUUCCAAAUAAAGAUCUAGCCAGCGUGCUGUUCCAA